AUGGUCGCUCUCCUUCGAAUCGUGGCGGUUAAAUUUCGCCACCGCUGGUUACCUCUUCGCGUCGUCACCGCAAUAGCGUUGGGUCGGCUGUCGAUAGAAGAACAGUUCAAGGCGCAGUACGACGCGCAUGAGCGCAGUGCGGCGCGCAUGGGCGCAAAAGGUCGACCUGCUGAUGCUGCUGCACGCACUGAUGGCAGUCCGGCUAGUGGUGGUACUCCCGGCAGCACUGGCGCGGGCAGCACACGCGCUCACAGCACUCCCUCCUCCUCCCCUCUCAUUCCCUCCUCUCUCUCCUCCUCCUCCUCCCUCUCCCUCCUCUCCUCCUCCUCAUUCUCCCCUCUCCUCUCCUCCUCGCCGUCUCCCUCCCUGCCCCUGCUCGCAUCCUCCCCUUCUCUGCUCUCCACCCUCCCUCCUGCCGCGCUGGCACCGCUCUGCACCGCUCUGUGCGGCCCGCUCUGUCCCCAGGGGCGCCUCACCCGCUUCUACGACACUCAGAUGGACCGAUUCGUGCUGCCGCCCACCAGGCUGAUGGACGCAGCAGCAUUAGCGCGGCAGCGCCUGAGCAUGACAGAUCACGAGCUGCUGCAUGCCAACUCCACAUCGCCACUGGCCGAGGGCCCCGACUUCCUGCCCUUCAUCCGCAGCUGCUACCGGCUGCUAGCCCAGUCGCCAGACAGCGACACGCUCUUCCCCAGCGGCGCCCCCGCGUCUUCAGCGCUGGCAGCGCGCACCGCCCCCCCUGCCCCUUUACUUCUUCUCAACCUCCCCUUCUGCUCCUCUCCCCCUCUCCCCCCCGCCUUCCCAUUCAGCUGCUACCGUCUGCUAGCCCAGUCACCGGAAACAGACACGCUCUUCCCCAGCGGCGCCCCCCGGGUCUUCACACGCGAUCCCACCUCGCAGCGCUGGCAGCGCGCGCCACCCCCGCUGCCCCCGCGCACGCCGCUCAUGCUGUACCGCGCAUACCGCUCGCGCCACCUGCACUCGCUCUCCUCGCUGCUCUGCUCCCUGCCCUGCUGGCCCUGGCUGUGA
Messenger RNA from Closterium sp. Naga37s-1, 1029 nucleotides. NCBI's taxonomy places the organism in Eukaryota, Viridiplantae, Streptophyta, Zygnematophyceae, Desmidiales, Closteriaceae. The record is from the annotation of a GenBank genome assembly.